Messenger RNA from Cherax quadricarinatus, 1470 nucleotides. The record is from RefSeq and is a predicted model, not a curated record. Lineage: Eukaryota; Metazoa; Arthropoda; Malacostraca; Decapoda; Parastacidae.
AUGGUGGUGUUUGCUGUGGAAUCUGGAUCAUCUGGGGAUGCUCCAAUCCAACCUACAGAGUCCCAGAGGGCAACUUAUGGUGUCCUUUGGGUGACGGGUGUAUCUCUGGAGGCCAUCUGUUGGCUCUGGAAGAUGGUGGCUGAAGAGGGUAUCCUUUGCAUUGGGCAUCUGAGCAUGUUCUUUUUGUCUGCCGAGACUGCCCACCCAUCUCUGGACGGACCACCUCUGGUCCCCCACCUGAGUGACCACGACCAGUACCAGAUAACACUGUCAUGGUUACCUCUCGCUCUUCCCAGCAAUGACCGGCACAACACUUACUUUGCUUACACUCUAUGUUUCAGGUAUCACAAGAAAAACAACUGUGAAAUAUGUGGACAGCCAUUUACCACAAAACGAGCAUUAAUACGCCAUUGUCGUAUAGAACAUAAGACACUGCCUCAAAAUGUUACUAUAGACCGGAAGUAUAAAUGUGAAAAGUGUGACCGCAUCUUUAAUAGACCUUCAAUGCUACGACAUCAUUUGCAGUUACAUGGAGGUGUGAAGCCUCUGGAGUGUCGUCUGUGCAACAAGCAGUUCAGUCAUAGGCGGAGCCUUCGCAAGCACAUGAGCAGUACUAUACAUGAGCAUAUGCUUCUCACCAAUAAUUUGCAAAAAGAUCAUGCAUAUGAUCUCAAACAAAAUUUUGCUUUUGUUUGUGAAUAUUGUGGAAUCAAGUUGCCUACAAGACAUAUGCUGUCAAAGCAUAGUCGUUUAGCACAUGAGGUUGGUAUUAUCUGGAGUUGCCCUCAUUGUGAAUACAAGACAAAACGUAAUCAUGUUUUUGAAAGACACAUGGAGCUCCAUUUAGAGAGUCGUUUAAAUUUCAUGUGUGAGGUAUGUGGCAGUUCUUUUCACACGCUUGCUACCCUUAAGGAUCAUCACAGCUUCGUACACUCAGAUGAACGCAACUUCAAGUGCUCUCAGUGUAAUAAAAGUUUUAAGAAUAAAUCUUCCUUAGCACGUCAUUCUCGCACGCAUUCUGAUGACAGGCCAUAUCAGUGUCACUGCGGAGCAAGCUAUAAGAGACUCUCUCAUUUAAAACGACAUAUUUUCUCAGCACACAAUGAAAUCUUAAAAUCAAGAGCAGUGAAAAAGUUCAUGCGGACUGAGGAAACAAAAACAAUACAGAACAAUCUUUUGACAGGCAAGAUCCAACACGUCCUACAGAAUUUUCAGAUGGUGAAGAAUUUGAAUUUGUAUCUGUGUCUAAUUCUUCUUAUCCCCAGUAAUACAAACAGAAACUUCAGUAAAAAGUGCUUUGACGUGCUUCUCCCAGCACAGGAAAGCAUUAUUCUAAUGGGUGAGAGCUCUAAUUCAGAACAGGGGCACCUCAUUGCAGUUGCAGAUUCACAGAUCAUUCAGCUCAUACCUUCUACAUUUCAGUUCCCUCAGGAAAAUACUUUUUCAAGCAGUCUCUCUUGUUUCUGCUAG